AUGUCUGAAGGAGGAAAGAAGUAUGACAUGACUCAUGAAGAGUACCUCAGAGGUAAACUCACCCAGCUAGUCAGUGACCUUGAAGAUGUCCGUGGAUACUAUAGAGAAGCAGAAAAAAUUUACUCCUACAAGAACUUAGAAGGACCUACUGACGGCAGCGAACAAGACUUGAGAGCAAAUCAAAGAAGGUUUGGAGUUAGAGUGGAAAAUGCUAAUGAACUCAGUCGUGGAUCCUUCUCUUAUGGACUCUUUUUCGCAUUGGUUGGCUCAAAACUAUUUGCCAGAAAAGCCUUGCUUGACUUCUCUUGCUACACAGCUUAUCCAGCCAGGACACUUUCUCUCUUCUUCUAUGGAGUUGGAGCUGCAUGUUUUAUCAAUCUUUCUAAAAUUCAAGAAGACGAAACUUUCAUUAAGGAUCAUCACUUCAAAAGAAGAGUUGAGGAGAACAGAAGAGCAGAGGGUGUAAUCGAGAAUAUUAAACAUAAAGUAGAUGCUGCCAUUAAUAUCGAAUAAGUCAAUCUUUGUUGU
Molecule: messenger RNA, 528 nt
Organism: Moneuplotes crassus
Lineage: Eukaryota; Ciliophora; Spirotrichea; Euplotida; Euplotidae
Source: the annotation of a GenBank genome assembly